AUGACAUCAACGAAACCAUCUUGUUCACUUUGCGAUGUCUCCUUCGACAACAGUCAGGAGCAUCGAGUGCAUGCCAAGAGUGAGGCUCAUGUCCAAGCCUUGCGAAACCGUGCUGCUGCUUCAGGUCUAAUCGAGCAACCAACCGAGGACAGCGAUACAUUUUCGCAUACAAGCAACGACCCAGAAAACGACCUCUCAAGUAGUGACGAUGAAACCGGAGAUGACACUUCGGACAGCGUGAUCCCUGAGUUUGAUUCGACAAAAUGCAUCAUUUGCACGUACAGCGACGAGAACUUUGAUAAGAACCUCCUUCAUAUGGAAACAGCUCACGGUUUACGGAUCCCAUUUCGAGACCAAUUAAUCGUCGACCUGGAGACAGUGAUAUGGUAUCUCUACUUCCUAGUGGCUACAUACCGCGAGUGCAUCUACUGCGGAACACGGAGACGGACGGUGGAGGGAAUCCAGCAGCAUAUGAGAGACAAAGGCCACUGCAGGGUUGAGUUGACAGACGAGAUGCAGGAGUUUUAUGACCUCGAGGGUCUAAAGGCUCAUGGUCGAGAAAACGCGGUUUUAGUUGAUAACGAGAGUCUUCGGCUUUCAUCUGGCAAAAUUCUGUCACAUCGUGAUGCUCCCGUCACAAAACCACGCCGAACAUCGCCCCAAGAAGACAAUGAGGAGAAGAGGGCACCUCUUCCUAGUCACGCAGCCUCUGAUGCACUUACAGCUAGAGAUAAAAAGGACGCCGCUCUUGCAUCUCAAACAGAGAAGUUUUCUCCUGCAGAGGAAGAAGGAAUUGGAUACAGCUCGUCGGGCGGAAAAGAAGAUGAGGUUGAAGACGGAGAGACUGAGUAA
Messenger RNA from Fusarium fujikuroi IMI 58289, 852 nucleotides. Its product is annotated as related to TRI15-putative transcription factor. The record is from RefSeq and is a predicted model, not a curated record. The transcript has 3 exons. Lineage: Eukaryota; Fungi; Ascomycota; Sordariomycetes; Hypocreales; Nectriaceae. Gene Ontology annotation, cellular component: preribosome, large subunit precursor. Bases 1 to 852 code for a protein of 283 amino acids. Gene Ontology annotation, biological process: ribosomal large subunit biogenesis.